Arachis duranensis is the source of this 976-nucleotide messenger RNA. RefSeq lists its product as uncharacterized. The record is from RefSeq and is a predicted model, not a curated record. NCBI's taxonomy places the organism in Eukaryota, Viridiplantae, Streptophyta, Magnoliopsida, Fabales, Fabaceae. The coding region runs from base 174 to 500 and encodes 108 amino acids. The transcript has 2 exons.
AGUACAAAGAGAUUAGAACGAAAAUGUGAGGGUCCAAAGUCUAAGUUCUAAAAAUUAUCCAAUCCAAUAACAAGAACAAUAUUAAGAGAAGUCAAUCUUGAAAAAAUCUGGCAUUGGAUAUUUAUUCAAUUUAUGGAUUGAAUUCCAAGAGAGACAAAGUCAAAGGAAUAAGAAUGGUGUUCAGCAGCAUGCUGGUGGUGUCAGUGGCACGUGUCUCCGGUGAGGCGUGGCAGUGGGCGGCGUGCAUUGGUGAGCCACUCACGACGGAGCAGUUGGUGGAUCUUCUCUGCUGCUUCCCUCUUCACCAAUUGGGUCGUCUUGCUCUCUGCCUCUGCUCUUUCUUCUGCCUCCCGAACCCUGAUUCCUACUACUACUACUCCUCUUACCUUCCUUCUGAUGAUGAUGAUGAUGAUGAUCUUGCUGAUGAUCAUGAUGAUUAUUCUUCUUCCACCUCCAUUGACUUUGAUGAUGACUUCUACUACCAUUCCCAUUCUGAUUGAUAGUUUUAUGCUGCUUUCUUGCAACUUCAUGCCCCCACCCUUUUUCAGUUGUAAAGAACUUGCCUGCAAAUCAUCUUCAUGAAGAGAUGUCACCAACUGCAAUCUCAAAUUUCUCAUUCAGUCACCUUUACUGGUUGCUAAUGGACAAGGAUUUUUUAUUUUUCUUUUUCUUUCUUUUUCAGAAUAAGAUAAUUAAUUAGGCACUUUAGUAGUGUGUUUUAAGUUACCUCCAUGCUCUAUUGUAUAGAAGCAUCUCCUACACUUAGAUUGUUGAGCUGAUUAAUUAAUCACUUCACAUCUUUAUAUAUAUCCCUGUAAAGAUUGAUAUUAUUAUUGGUGUUAAUAUUGUUGCAAAAUUGCAAUCCAAAGAGAGCACCAAUGAUAUAGGUUAGGUUUAUUAUAUUCACUAUUCAGGACUGGAAUUUUGUAUAUAGUACAAACCUUGAUUAAUUAUUUUCGAAAUCUUGUUCCUGUUA